AUGACAACACCAAUCCUUGCAAAUCAGAGAGCAAAAUUAACCCGAAUUGAAUACACUGAGGAAGGCCCUGCUAUGAAGGCUCUAAGCUCUCUAGGCCAAUGGACAUUCAAUUGCACUUGUUUUAAGGAUACAGAGUGCAUCUGUCCCUGCGGAUACCCACGGUCUGCGAGCUCUGGGAUCCGGAAAAGGCCUGGCUCUGGGAUCACGGAAGCCACGUCCUCUCGGCGUCAAAGGCCCACCCGCCGGCUCCAGGGCCAGUCACCAGGACAGGAAAAGAGGGUCCCGAAGGCCACAGAAGGCAUCGCGAACCCCAGCUGGGGCUGGGGAGGAGCUGAGUCCCCACUCCGCGCCUCACUUACCUCGUUGGAGCCUCGGGGUCUCCGGGCGGCGAGUCGGGGGACGCGCUGCCCACAGGGCGGUGGCUGGGGUCGGGCGCCAGCCCGGCGCACAGCCCCCUCCCCCGACUCGGCGCCGCCCCUACCCCAAAGCAAACGCUGGAGAACCCGGAAAUUGCCCAGAACGGGAACCGACUUUCGCGCCAACCGCGCGGCCGCGCUUGCCUUUUCCGGUGGAAGUGACGCCAUUGGCAGCUGCAGCAGGAGAGCGGAAAUGUCAAAAGUAGAGGGCUGUGCCUGGCCGCUCCUGAGAAAACUGGAAGAUGGUGUGCCGUGUCAGAUCACGAGGCCAUGAAUUGCACCAGUUUCCGAGACAAUAUGAAAAAAGUGUUCCCGGCAGAUGGUCCCCUUGUCACCUGCGUGGAGAGAAUGUCUUCCCUUGAGUACAUUGAGGCCAUCGCAGUUAAGUCACUGCUGCCUAAAACAGAAUGGAAGAGAGCCUAUACUUUCGUUUUGUUUUUCUGCACUUGCUGUUGUUUAUUGCUUUCUCCCCACAGGAACCAGACCAUGCUUUAGAGGAGAAAGAAACAAGCCAAAGAUCUGAAAAUGCAAGGACUGUGGGUAGAGAAAAAUGUAGCUGCUCAACAUUCAUUGAUAGCAAAAAUCAUAAUCCUAAUCAUAAUUAAAUAACUAAUAGAGAAGGAUUCAAUCUCAGUAAAAUACCUGUGUCAAGCAAAGCUAGCAUUACAUUGAAAGAGAAUCUAUAAAGACUCAGAAAUAAACAAGAAGCUCUAGUGUCAGUAUUAUUACUAAAUGUUUUUGGAAGUUAUGGUAGUGCAAUAAGAUAAAAAAUGCAUAUGAGAUAGAAGAAACGAACAAAAACACCAAUAUUUUCAGAUGGUGGAAUGCCUAGAAAAUAUAGUAGAAUCAAGAGAAAUGUUGCUAUAAUUAUUUAUUAAUGAAUACAUUAGUUUGGCAAAAGAUAAAUGUAUCAUAAAGUCGUUUUCAUAUACCAACAGUUGUUAAUUGUGAAAAAAAUCCCAAAAUUGUUAUCUCAUUUACAUUUAAAAUAAUAAAAAGAAAAAUGUUUCUGGAAAAAUAUUAUAUGAGAGAUCUGCCAGGCUUUUACCAAUAUAAUAUAGGCUGGGUGUGGUGGCUCACACCUGUAAUCCCAGCACUUUGGGAGGCCAAGACGGGUGGAUCACUUGAGGUCAGGUGCUUAAGACCAGCCUGGCCAACAUGGUGAAACCCCAUCUCUAGCCAUUUAGAAAAAUACAAAAAUUAGCCCGGCAUGGUGGCACACACCUGUAGUCCCAGCUACUUGGGAGUCUGAAGCAGGAUAACCCAGGAGGCAGAGGUUGCAGUGAGCCAAGAUUGUGCUACUACACUCCAGCCUGGGCAACGGAGCGAGACUCUGUCUCAAAAUAAAUAAAUAAAUAAAAUAAUAAAUAAAUAAAUAAAAUAUAAAAGUCUGUAACAAGUGAAUAAUAUUUAUUAACAAAUGAAAACACAUGCUGUAUUCCCAGAUGGAAAGACUAAAUAUCACAUACUUGCAUACUCUCCCAAAGUUAACUCAUAAAUUUAGUAUAAGUUUAAUCAAAAUACAGACUUUUUAAAAGAAUCAAUAAAAUAUUUAUAAAAUUCUUGAGAAAAAGUACAUGCUGAAAUUUUAAAGUUGUAUUAUGAAAAAGAAAAGUAGCAGGGGAGUGGCUGAGUCCUACCUAAAACUAUACCAUAUUUAAAUAACAGUGUUGCACAGGACAGGAUACUGGCAGAUAUAUAGAAGACCCGGAAGAGAACAAAAUUCAGAUACAUUGUCAGCUUUCUGUAUAUCCAUUCAACUACCUAAUUAUCUACAUGAUAUGAUAUAGAUGCAAACUGUGAUAGACAUUAGGGCACGAGAGUCCUAGGCUUAAUAAAUUUAGGUAAGAUACAAGUAGAUUUGUUCUUUAAAUCAAAUUAAAUUGAAUUUUUAUUUGACAAAUAAUAAUUGUACAUAUUUAUGGGGUAAAUGUGGUGUUUUGAUACAUGUAUACUAGAUUUAGAUAAGUAUAAUAAGGCAAACUUGCCAAACAAAUGACUGAGAAAGGAGUCUUUAGUUGGACAACUGGGUAGCCAUUCAGAAAAAAUAAUCAAGUGAGCUUCUUAAUCCAUUCACCAAAAUAAAUUCCCAGCUUGACUCAACUUGAUUAAAAGACAUAGACAUAACUAGAUAAAUUACAAAAGUAGACAAAUUUGGAAAUGUAAAAAAUUUUAAACCAUGACAAAGAAAUGUUUUUAAAAAGCCCUAAGCAUGCCAAAAAAAAAUCACAUUAGCUAUAACAAAACCACAAACUAUAUAAAGAUGUCAUUUAAACUUAUAAGAAAUGCUGAAGAAUAAAAAAACUAUAAACAAGCCAUUUGCAGAAAAGACAUUACAACUAAGAAUAUUAACAAUAAAGGAAAAAUGUUCAUCCUUUUUAAUAAACAAAUAAAUGCAAAUAAAACCAUUCUAAAAGUAACAGUUUAUAUUUAGUAAUGUAAUGACAUUUCUAAAGUGAUAACACUUCUCACUGGUAGGUUUGCAGUGAAAUUGGUAUGCAUUGCUAUUGGCAUUAUAAAUCAUACAUUUCUAUAUCAUUUCUGGAAACCAAUUUAGAAAUAUUCAGUAAGGGUCAUAAAGAUGUGCAUAAAUUUUCAUCUAUUUUUGUAGUGUGUGUGUGUGUGUGUGUGUGUGUGUGUGUGUUUGUUUAUGGGAAGAGAGAGGGAGAGAUUUGUUAGAGGAGUUUGACCUUAUACAGUUGUGGGUGCUAGUUAAGCAGUCUCUAUAAGACUGUUGUCUUUUUGCAUCUGUUAUUGGGGUUUGAAGAGGAGUCAGUCAGGAAAGAAAGAUAUAUGUAAAGUGGGAAAAGGCAAGAACUACCUGGAGGCCAUAAUCAUGAGCUGGAGCCCACGGGAUGGACUGAAACCCAUGUCAAUUCUCGCUGCUUCUCAUCUUGAUGGUGUUCACAAGGCCCAGCGGCCUUCUUGCCCUUUUACCUGUACACUAAAUCUCUCCUUUUCUUAAGGUAAUUCAUGUCAGUUUCUGAUGCAUGCAUUUAAUAGAGUCCUAACUUUAUACAAACACACAUAGAUACAAAUAUACAUACAUAUAUGAAUAUAUAUUGUAAAAUAUUUAUAAGACAAAGUGGGAUGGAGGAAAAGGGAGGCAUACAGAAACAUAAUAGUAAAUUCAGAAAAACUCAAGUUGCUUUAAUGUCAAUUAAUAAAUGAAUAAAAAGAAUGAUUUCCAUGAUGGGUAGGGAAAUGAUCCAACCUCAUUGUGGAGAAGAGGCUGUGAAGUUGCUUGCUUCUUGAAGGAAGGAACUUUUGGCUGACAGAUCCCUGCCAAGGGAAUCCACAUUUGAGAGUGCCAAAUCUGACUUCUUAUGGAUGGAAAUAUUCUACAAUGCAUUCACUCACAUACCCAACAAAUGUUUACUGAACACCUACCUGUGCUAGGUGCUCCUCUAGGUGCUGGGAUUGAGUAGGGAAUAGAACAGACAAACAUGCCUCCACCUUCAUGGAGCUUACAUUCCAGAGGGGAGGACAAACAAUAAACAGAGUUUGUCACAUGGUUGAUAAGGCUCAGAAGGAAAACAAAGUGGCAUCCAGCAUACAUGAGGGGGUAUUUUGAAGACUGUGGUCAGGAAAGGCCUCACUGAGGAGAUGACUUUUGAGCAGUGACGUGAUGGAGGCGAAGGAGGCUUGAGUCAUGCAAGUGUCUAUUGAGCAAGUGUCUCUAGCAGAGGGUUAGAGGAGUCUUUCUCAGAGGUGAUGGGCGUCAUGCGUGGUUUGAUCCCUUCUCUUUCAGGCAAAUGAAGCAGAUGCUGUGACCAUUGAUGGAGGUUUAGUGUUUGAGGCAGGCCUGGCCCCCUACAGCCUUAAGCCCAUCAUGGCAGAAUUCUAUGGGUCAAAAGAUGGUGUGUUCUCCCUGGGGACCAGUGUCUCCGGUCCAACACUGCAGCAAUGGUGGGUGUGGGUGGCAGGGGCCCUGUCAGCAUUACACUUAGUAGGGAACAAAGUUGCUGGAGCUCUUUGGAUUGAAGGAGGCUGUCUCUGAUGCUAACUCCUGAGGGCUGGGAAGUCGGCUUUUCCUGGGCGACUGUAAACUUUGCACAUUUUAAUAGAAACUCAGCUGGUGCUGCUGGCUGUAGGGUAUCUCCAGCCUGAGAGGGGAAUGCUGUCCAGAGUCUGUUGCUCACCCAGUGGGGUCUCACCCAUGAGAGGCCCCUCUCUGGAGACACACCGGACCUGACUGCCUCUUCCUUGUGCUAACCCUGCCUGGGCAACAGAACAUGGGCCUGGGUUUAUGGUGAGGAGAGGUUUGGGGGAGUCUAAGAAUGAGGCUUUGCCUCUUUCCCAUACUUGUCCAUUAGUGUUAUCGUGUCAUCAGUGUGUGUGAGCACAGCUGGCCUCAGUCUGACUCUUGCAGGGCCCUGACAUAUUCCUGGGAUGCCCCUGCAUCCUUCAUCUCACACCUUUACUUCGUGUUUGAGCUGCAGGGAGAACUGCUGUUGGGAAAAGCGGGAAAAGGAGAAAAGCCCUCAGGGAGAAGCAGAAACAUCACGAUGGCUGGGCACUGAAGCUCUCCCUAAGUGCGCUCCACUCAGUAGGCCCUGUAAUAGCUGGUGCCCUCGAGGAUCCUGUCUCCACUGGCUUGGAGGGACUAGCAGAAAAAAGAACUAGUGUUUAUUGCCUUGAAAAUGGACGGUGUUCUCUCUCCUGUCAAUUAAGGGCUUUUUUUCUUUUCCUAGCCACUUGCAGGGGGAUGGUGAGGUCCUAGCAUCCCGAGUUCUGCAUGGUACAUGCUCCAGAAGAUCAGUGACAAUAUGGCAUCUUCCUUUGGCUCUUCUUCCUCUCUGCUCCUUUGCAGAUUCACAAACCCACCAUUAUGUCAUUGCCAUGGUGAAGAGGCCACCAACUUCCAGCUGAGCCAGCUCCAAGGCAAGAAGUCCUGCCACAUGGGCCUGGGCUGGUUUGCUGGAUAGAACAUCCCCAUCAGUUCACUGCUUCCCCCUAGCUCCCUUGAAACCAAUGAGCCAGCUGGGGCUGGGUGUGCCCAGGCAGGGCUCCUGCACCAGUCACCCGCAUGGGCUGUGCUGGAGUCACACUGUCACUGUGAAGUGUAUGUGUCCACGGCCUCCAAGAUGGA
Pongo pygmaeus (Bornean orangutan) is the source of this 5508-nucleotide messenger RNA. RefSeq lists its product as uncharacterized. The record is from RefSeq and is a predicted model, not a curated record. The transcript has 3 exons. The coding region runs from base 1 to 690 and encodes 229 amino acids. Lineage: Eukaryota; Metazoa; Chordata; Mammalia; Primates; Hominidae.